This is a messenger RNA of Punctularia strigosozonata HHB-11173 SS5, 897 nucleotides long. RefSeq lists its product as uncharacterized. NCBI's taxonomy places the organism in Eukaryota, Fungi, Basidiomycota, Agaricomycetes, Corticiales, Punctulariaceae. Bases 1 to 897 code for a protein of 298 amino acids. The record is from RefSeq and is a predicted model, not a curated record. The transcript has 6 exons.
AUGGCUUCGCUCAUGGCUUACGCUCCUCGUGGUUAUCACCGGCCCUCAAUCUUCAACAUAGUCAGACUGGCUCUGUACAUUUCGGUUCUUGUAUUCACGGUUAUCUGCUUGGGCAUCUCUGUACACUUCUUCCAACUGUUGCAGUCGUCGGAUCUUACUCGCUUUGUUCCCUUCGCGAUCUUUGUCUGUAGCGCUACAUUGGCCAUCUUCCUUGUCCUUCUCGGCUUCACUCUGCGCAAAGAGCUGAACCCCAUCUCGACAAGAAUCGAACUCGGUUGUCUCGCGCUCGCAGGCAUUUUCUGGUUGUCGCUUGGGGCAUUCAUGGCCACUUCCGACUCUCAGACGGCGGAAGUGGAAUGCUUUUCGGAUGAAUCGGACACAGAACCUAUUGAUUUGCCUGGCUUCUCGACGGAAACCUAUCACGCUCAAUACCGUGUCCUCGAGGCUUUUUCCAUAUUCAACGUGGUUAUCAUCCUCGGUUUCCUGUUAUUCCUCAUGGCACUUGCCGUUCGGCAUCAUCUCAACGGCAGCCGAGAAGUCUGGAUACGACCUGUCCCUGUAUACGGCUGGUUCACACCGACAACCAAGUCCUCCAAACUGCCCCAACCUGCGACAACUCCCCAGCGCUCGCGAUCGAGGACCAGACCCGGUCCUCGACCUUACCAGGGAGGUCCAUCUCGUCAGGACAGCGGGCGGAGUGGUCGCAGCAGCGAGAAGAAAUACAUUACUCCAAGCUCUUCGUUCCGCUCACAGGGCACCCUCGGUCUACCAGAAAUGGCGUACGCCUCUCGCUCCGCACCCGCCGUACCUUUAUACGACAAAUAUCGUCGGGAUGCCUCUCCGAAGAGGCCAACGCCGCGGGACAAGUACCGCAGGGAUGCGUCACCCCGGAGGUGA